CCACUGUAUGGGCGUAGUGUCAUGUGAUGUGCAUCCCAUGAUAGGUUUCCCAAAGCUCUGAAUAAAGUGUGAAUUUAUCACCAGUUCUUGAACAGUAAGGGUUAAUUUAACUGAAACUUCAGACAUACACGGAACUAUAUUUUACAGAGUAUCCACUGAAAAACGGUCAAGUGUAUCCGAUCUAGGAAGCUACGAAGCCGACAGGUGUUCUUGGAGGGACAUCGCAGUUAGAAUUCCACGACAUAACAACGUAUCUCAGGACAACACAAAACAGUAAAAAUGGUUGAGGGUGGCAUGUCAUGCGUUAAAUACUUGCUCUUCGCAUUCAACUUGCUCUUUUUCCUGUGUGGUCUUGGGCUGAUCAUCGCAGGCGCAGUUGUGCUUACAAGUUUCUCAGAAUAUGCACAAUUCCUUGGAGAAGGGCCGUUUGGUUCGGCAGCGACGUAUGUCAUAAUUGUGGGAGUGAUCAUCCUGAUUGUCGCCUUCUUUGGCUGCUUCGGUGCCAUCAAGGAGAACUAUUGCAUGGUUAUGACCUUUGCUGCACUUCUGAUUAUCAUCUUCAUCUUUGAGCUGGCAGCGGGAAUUGCUGGUUUUGUCCUCAAGGAUCAGGUUGUUGAUGUAAUUAAAACCUCUGCUUCCAAAAUUUUGGACGAGGCUGGCACAGGAAACACUGCAGACAUCACCAUAUUCAACACAAUUGAAAAAGAUUUCAAAUGCUGUGGCGUGAAUGGUUUUGGGGAUUGGGAAAAUAAAACCAACAAACUUGGAGGUGAUGGCUGCUGCAUUUCACUUGAUAGUAGUCUGAACAACAACAGAACAGGUUGCUACGAAUACUACUUGAACAAAGGGGACACAGGCAAACUGCGAAAUGAUGGUUGUGUCAAAGCAGUCCAAGAAUGGGCAGAGAGAUACAUCUACAUUAUUGGAGCGGUUGGCAUAGCUUGGGCUUUCAUUGAGAUCAUGGGCAUUGUGUUUGCAUGCUGUCUGGGUCGUGCCGUAAAGAAAGAGCAUGAAGUGGUCUAAUAUGGCACAGGCAAAUACAGAGAUAAUUGGAAUAAUCUUCGCUGCCUGCCUAGCUAGAAGUAUUAAGAAGGAAUAUGAAGUAGUAUAGUAGAAUGAUGAGCAGCACUUAUUGUUUUGUUUUGGUCACUUUUUUUUAAUGUUUUAGAAAGGCAUGGUUCUGAAAAGUAGCCUAGAUACUGAAGGUGUAUAUUUUGAAUAAUAGGAUUUGGACAAUUUAUGAGAGUUCAUAUGUGAACCAACAUGCUAAGAAAAAAAUUCUAGCUUCAAACCCUGCAUGACUGAAUUUAAUAAAGUAUUAUCUGGUAAUCAAAUAGAUAUAUGUUAAUCAUUGACUUAAGUGAUCUUUUUUGUAUUCAAACUGUAAACUUAUAUUUCUAUAUCAAGCCUCUGCAUCUUCAUUAAAGAAGUGCAAUAAACUCCUGAAAGGCCAAACCAGUUCAGGGUACUUGAAAAACUAUUUUUGAGUAUUAGGUCUCUUGCAUUGUGACUGUAUAUUAUAUGGUGAGUAGAUAAUGAUAAUUCUGUUUCAGAGAAAAUAAUGCUAUCUAAAUGACCAAUUAUAUUUCCAAAUCAUGUACAUGAAUAAUCCCUGAUAAAGUUAUUUUUGUGAAAGAAACUAGUUUUCCAUGCACAUUCUAUAUAUUUCUUGGGAAUUUUUUAUAUGUGAAUGUAUAGAAAUUUACAAAGCUACUGGUAGUGGGUAGUAUUUUCUUAACAACUUUAAACAAAAGAGCUUGUUCUUCUCAUUCUGAUGCAUUAUCUCUCUUUUUCUAGUCUUGAUCAACCUUUAGGUGUCCCAUGUGAAAAGAAAUGUUAAUUUUUGAACUUUAAAUAUCACUCACUUACUUACAAUGAAUGUUUCCUAGAAGACAUAAGUAUUUGUUGUUUCUAGCCAGUGUGAUCCAUUUAAAUGGCUUGAAUAAAAAGAAAAAUGUAAA
Lingula anatina is the source of this 1961-nucleotide messenger RNA. Its product is annotated as CD63 antigen-like. The record is from RefSeq and is a predicted model, not a curated record. NCBI's taxonomy places the organism in Eukaryota, Metazoa, Brachiopoda, Lingulata, Lingulida, Lingulidae. Gene Ontology annotation, cellular component: plasma membrane.